AUGGUUUAUUCGUUGGUGAAAAUAUUUUUUGGCUAUUCGCUGGCAAUUGGAAUUACUUCGCAAAAACUGGUCAACCAUGAGUUCCAGAGUACAUUUUUCACCCAGGCCUAUGUCAUGGUUGCGAAUGUCGUUACGCUUACCAUUCUGCCCAUAGUUAUGUUGAGAGUUCGUUUGGAUUUUCAGGCGAAAAUGCACUUUCCGAAUCUCAUUUUGAUUACCUAUAAUGUUAGGUAUGUGGUGUCCUAUUUGGUCGUUCUAUAUACGGUCCUGUCGCGAGGAUUUCGGGAUACAGCGUUUAAGGAAGUGCAACCUUUGCUACGAAAGUUACGUCAAAGGCAGAAUAAAUGUACAAGGAUACGGCGGUCCCUAAUGAUUCUAAUUUAUCUAAAGUUCUUCACCGUAUUCUGGUUGUGUAUCACCGAAACCAUAUUUAUGUUUUAUACAACCGAUACGAUUAACUUGAAUAAUAUUGCAAAAUUUUUAUUCUUGAGUAAUAAUCUUAAUAUUCUGGAAACGGUGCCAAUGGGUUAUUUCCUUGCCUUGUGGCACGUUGCUCGAGGAUUUGAUUAUGUCAAUCAACGCUUGGAUGAAAUAAUAACGUCAUCAUCCCCCAGGAAAUUGAAGGAGGUGGAAGAACUCUGGUUACUUCAUGCUGGUCUCACCAAAACAUCACUUAAAAUAAAUAGGAUCUAUGGUCCGCAGAUGUUGGCAUCUCGUUUAAAUUUUUUUACAAUCGGCGUAGUCCAAGCUUAUUGGGGAGCGUUUUUCACCUUCGGAGUGUCCACCCCCGUUUUUUGGAUAGUAUUGGGAUUUAUUGGAUAUUAUAUUCGUGCUUUGGACAAUUAUCUCAUCGACAACAUGUGCGAUUUGGUGAUGGAGUAUCAGAGUUCGGCUAAGCACGCAUGGAGUGAAAAGCGCUGGACAAAAGAGAUAAGUGGAUAUGUGACCUAUGCCAGCAGUUUGAAGUUACAACUCAGGACUUGUGGGCUUUUUCAACCGAAUCGAAGUCUUUGGUUUAGCACGAUCAGCAGUGUGUUUUACUAUAUUUUAAUGCUAUUGCAGUUUCAUAUGGUUAUGGGAAAGUAA
Messenger RNA from Drosophila rhopaloa, 1086 nucleotides. It is a transcript of the gene Gr59b, whose product is annotated as putative gustatory receptor 59b. The transcript has 2 exons. The coding region runs from base 1 to 1086 and encodes 361 amino acids. The record is from RefSeq and is a predicted model, not a curated record. Gene Ontology annotation, biological process: sensory perception of taste. Gene Ontology annotation, cellular component: membrane. Lineage: Eukaryota; Metazoa; Arthropoda; Insecta; Diptera; Drosophilidae.